AUGAUAGCUUUGGGAAUUCAGGUAACAGAAUUCUCUCAUCCAAGAAUAUCUGCUUGUGUAGCAGUUCUUCGGGCUGGAGCCCAGGGCGGCCGCGACGGCGGGGAGGCGCAGGGGGCAGCCCGCGCAAGCCGAGGCGGGGGCCCCAUCAGGAACAGGCGGGCCGUGGCCCGCGGAGGCAGCAGCAACCGACCCGCGCCCUACAGACGACCAAAACAACUUCCAGACAAGAGGCAGCCCGACGUGUUCCGCAGUGACUUUGGAGGCGAGUCCGGAGCUGAGACCGGGACCAAGUUGCUGAUCUCCAAUCUGGAUCCUGGGGUCUCGGAUGCCGAUAUUCAGGAACUGUUUGCUGCCUUUGGAACUCUGAAGAAGGCAGCCGUGCAUUAUGAUCGCUCCGGGGGAAGCUUAGGAACAGCAGAUGUUCACUUUGAGCGAAAAGCCGAUGCUCUGAAGGCCAUGAAACGCUAUAAUGGUGUCACCUUGGAUGAUAGACCCAUGAACAUCCAGCUUGUUCUAGCAGAGACUCAUCAACAACGAAGACCCGCACAGAGUGAAAAUCGAGGUGGAAUGACCGGGAGCCGCGGCUCUGGAGGCCGCCGCCGGAGAAGCGGCCCCGGGAGAGGCGGCCCUGGAGGCAAGCGAGGACCAGAACGAGGGACUGCAAGAAAUUCCAAGCAGCUUUCCAGAGAAGAACUAGAUGCACAACUGGACGCUUAUAAUGCCAUGAUUGAAUUCGAGUUAAACUAGCCAGCAUAUUCCCUGCAUGGAACAGGACCCACGAUUCUCCUUCUUUACCCUUUUUGCUGGAAGGCAGAAUAGAGAUCUGUGGCUCCGCUAUUCAUGAUGGAGUUGUUUCUUUUUUGUUUCGAAAUAGGAUUUAAAACUCAUGGAAAGGUUUCUUUUUUUUUUUUUUUUUUGAGGGGGGGGUGUGUUUGUUUGCUUUAGUUCUGAAACAGACCUGUUUUGUACCAAGUUAUUUUGGGGAUCAAUUUUCCUGGUUGCUGUGGUGAAGAAGGUGGCGUUUUCACCUUUGUCAUCAUAAAGCAGAAAUGUGGGUAGAAGUGGAACUGUUUGCUUCAUCCCACUGCUAGUGGGCUAUGUAGGUGGAGUAGAACUUUCCCGUGCAAGUUGGUCCAUUUGGGAGUAGACUAGAUGAAUAAUCCCCAUCGGGAUCCAUUCCUACACUAGACUUUCAAACCAACUGACUGAGAUGCUCAAGCCCUCUCCAGUGCUAUCAAUGAUCGUCAGGAUCAGAUCGAUAGUUUAGUUGAAGUGGUCUUGCAAAGAGGCCUGGACUUCCUCACUUCAGAGCAAGGAGGGAUAUGCUUAGCCCUCCAGGAACGCUGUUGCUUCUGUGCAAACAAAUCUGGUAUUGUGAGAGACAAAACUAGGAGGCUCCAGGAAGAUUGGAUUAAGCAGCGCCAAGAACUGUUUGAUAACCCUCUUUGGAGUGGGCUCCCUUCCUUGGGCCCUCAAUUGGCUUUCUUUUCCUUUGGUCUUUUGGACCCUGGGCCUUCCGGAAAGUUACAUCCUUUGUAAAAUCCUGAAUAGAUAGUGCACUGGCAAAACCCAUCGACAU
This is a messenger RNA of Antechinus flavipes (yellow-footed antechinus), 1579 nucleotides long. RefSeq names its product THO complex subunit 4-like. Gene Ontology annotation, molecular function: mRNA binding. Gene Ontology annotation, biological process: mRNA export from nucleus. The coding region runs from base 1 to 747 and encodes 248 amino acids. Gene Ontology annotation, cellular component: nucleus. The transcript is spliced from 2 exons. NCBI's taxonomy places the organism in Eukaryota, Metazoa, Chordata, Mammalia, Dasyuromorphia, Dasyuridae. The record is from RefSeq and is a predicted model, not a curated record.